AUGGAGUCGUUAGACACAUUAAACCUGCGAGUAGGUGAAUGUUCGUUUUUGGAGAUAGCCUUGGCCGACGUCAACCGUUACAUCAACACUUUUAUUUUAGAAAAGAAAAUAAAUGUGGUACUUAUUUUCCCUCCAUUAAGUGCACGUAAUCGUUUUUUAGUGCAUACCCUGGUGCAAAAAUUCUUCAAGGAAUUGAAUACCGUAUCUAUUGGUAGCAGCCACGGAAGACGCAUAGUCAUUUAUCAUUCUUCACUAAAACCAAUGUUUUGUGAAACAGAACUGGAUGUUGCUGAAAUGCAUGAUGGAAAUAAUUCUAGUAUACAUCGAGCAUAUAGAACCCCUAACGAAAGGAAGGCCCAAGAACGAUUAUUUCAGUCACUUAAGCCUAAAGCAUUAGAUCCAGGUACAAGAUCCCGUCAGCGCAAACAAUCUAAAAGGCCAGAUAUUCCUAUUUAUAUACCCAAAGCACUUAGGGGAUUAGCCAAUAAAACGGUUUCCAAUACUACCAGUACAAAUAAUAGUUCAGAUUCAACUCCAUCAAAUAAACUUAAUGCUAAUUGUAGAGUUCAAGAUGAUUCAAGAAACACGUUAUAUUCAAAAGAUAUUAAAGGUUCAAUAUCACUAUUGAAUCGUGGCCAACACAAUAAUAUUGUAUUAGCAUCUUUAGAUUCAUAUAAAUUUGUAGACUUAUCAAAUGAAAUGUUUAUUAAUGAUGUUAAUAAUGAAUUUACAACUUCAUAUUACAAUGUUUCAUCUCAGUUAUCAGAUUCUUUAUCUUCUAGUAUUGUUCCAGAUUCUGUAGAUAUAAAUGAAUGUAAUUCAAAUUCAUCUAUAACAAAUCAAAUAACUAACAUUAGAAAUCCCAACAUGGAAGAUAAUGAAUUAGAGUCUCAUACUACAAUUAACAACUGUGAUAGUGUUUUAACAAAAAGUGCAAAUGUCGAUUGUAUAAGUAUUCAAAAUUCUACAUUAGUUAAUUUACCUGAUCUUCAAAUAUCAGAUGUUAACGAUAAAAUUACAACUGACGAUGCAAUAUUACCUCAGAAAACUACUAAAUCAAUUGAUUCAGUCUUAGCUGACGAUAACAUAUCAGAUAUGUCUAAUAAUCAACUAGAUGAAUUGCCUAAAGGAAAUGAAGUGGUUCAUUCUAGUGAGCUUGAAAUAGCUUUAAGAGAAGAACACAAUACAAACUGUCCUCAUUAUUGUUUGGAUGAUAGUUUCACAAGCGGGCCAUUGACAGAUGUCGACGAAAAUUAUUCUAAAAACUUAAAUGAAGAGUUGACUGACAAUCAAAGUCCAGUGUUAAUUAAUAACUCUUUAGAAAUUCUUGAAAUUAAUGAAAAGAAAAAAGAAAAGAAAAAAAAAAAGAAAAAGAUUUUAGAUGUAGAUGAAUGUAGUUGGGAAGAUAUGUAUGAUAAAGAUGAUGAUUAUAUACAUCCAUUGCUUAUGAAAGAAUUAGUUUCUACAAUAGGAAAGGUUCAAGUACAAUGUGCAAAAGAAGAUUACCGUAGUUAUCAAACAAUUGAAGAACGUUCAGGUGAUGGUGAGUGUGUUAUUGAGGUGUAUGGUUUUUCAUCUGAACUGAAAACAAUUGAUCUAAUGAAUCAAUUUGCUGCAUUUCGUAAAAAACAUUUUGAAAUUAUUUGGGUGGAUGAUACUCAUGCAUUAGCAGUAUUUGAAAGUCCCCAUUUAGCUGAUCAAGCAUUAAACACACCAUUAGUUCUUGUGAAAACCAGGCCUCUUAAGAAUGCUACCAAAGAGUCAAAGCUCAGAGCGGCUACAGUUGUUGCUCUCCCAGCAACUAGGCCUAAAACUUGUACUGCAAUGGCUAGACGACUAGUGAGUAGUGCUUUAGGACUAAAGAUGAAUGUAUCACCAGAUCUUAUAAAUGCUGAACGUACAUUGUUGGCAAAUGCUAAAGAGAAAAAAAUUCGAGAUGCUCAACAAAAGCACGACAUAUGGAACAAUGAAUCAUGA
This is a messenger RNA of Macrosiphum euphorbiae (potato aphid), 1977 nucleotides long. The record is from the annotation of a GenBank genome assembly. Lineage: Eukaryota; Metazoa; Arthropoda; Insecta; Hemiptera; Aphididae.